UUGUGGUUUUUGCCCUCGUGUCAUCGACAAGACGGAAAUAGAAAGGAUGACAGAUCUUCCGCACGAACCGGAGUUUACGAAGAUGUUUCCCGCCCUCAUGGCUCGAGAAAAGUAUGAAUGUGCGAGCGAGCGCCGGAAGGGCAUGUCCAACACUGAACUCGGAUGCUCUUCGCGAACGAUGUUUCGUGAAAUAUUUGACGAUGAAUGCCCUCCCAGAACAAUUUAAUUUUCAGUCCGAAUUUCUCCGAUUACACAGAAGGCCUAGUUGACACACUUGGUCGUGAUCGGUUGAUAUGUGGUCUCGCUGGCGCUUUGAAGAAGUAUUGAGCUCUGGAUCGGAGGAAUGGUGACAGGUCUGCAGCCUGUAUACACCACACUGUAAGAGAAGUGCGUAAACGCUGGCCGCCGGCAUGGAAGCUGAAACCUCUCGAAGCUGCCCUGAUCGAGCGUUGACGAUUCCCAAUUCGUGGCCCGAGUAUUUUCCCGAUGUGGAUUUUGCAGCCGAUGAUCGCAGGGCUUUGUUGACAGCCAACUUGAUACAGUUUUUUCAAUCUCCCAAAGGCAAACAUAUCGUAUCCCAGGUCCAUCGAGGAGGCUCCUUGUACACUCUGGCUGCAGACAUGGAGCAUCUGAAGUCGACGUGUCCCGUACAGACCUUUUUUGAUGCCAUGGAUGUUCUUCCGCGAGAGGCGCUUUCGUGUCUUGGUGCCGCUGCGUAUGAGGUGUUAUUUUGCUUUGAGAAUAGUAUCUCUUAUCCUGGGAGGAUAAAUGUCCGCCUCUUCAACUAUCCAGAAUCCAUGCUCGCGCUAAAAAAUUUGAAAGCAGCUUCUAUAGGCAAGUUCAUAUCUGUUCGAGGGACAGUGGUGAGAAUGAGUGUUGUGAAGCCAAUGGUGACACACAUGGACUUCACGUGUAUGAAAUGUCGGAAUGUUACUCCCAGACGCUUCACUGAUGGCAAGUUCUCGCCCCCAACAUCUUGUUCCACCGGAGGGUGUAAAAGCAGGAACUUCAACCCCGAGCGUGAAAGUGCAAGGACUGUAGACUUCCAAAAGAUCAGAUUACAGGAGAUUUUGCAUUCCACCGGCCAUGAAGAGGGGAGGAUACCCAGAACUGUAGAGUGUGAACUAACUGAAGAUCUGGUGGAUGCUUGCGUUCCGGCUGAUGUUGUCACGGUCUGCGGUAUUGUGAAAACUUUCAACACCGAUGCUGACGCUGGAAAGGCUAAGGGGAAGGGCGAUGGGCUCUUUUACUUGUGUAUUGAGGCUGUAUCAAUAGUAAAUUCGAAGAUAAGCAACGAUGACGGCGGAGAUAAAACCGACUCUAGUUGUUCGGCUCCUCCAAAUGCUUUAUCAUUCUCCCCUCUCGAUUUGGAGUUUGUGGCAAAGUUCGCAGAGGAGACCGGAAAAGAUCUCUUUAAAACGAUUCUGCACUCAGUUUGUCCAUCCAUCUACGGGCAUGAGCUCGUUAAAGCGGGGAUAACUUUGGCACUCUUCGGAGGAGUUCAGAGACAUCUGCAAGAUGAAAACAAGGUCCCUGUUAGAGGAGACAUCCACGUGUUGGUUGUAGGAGAUCCAGGACUGGGUAAGAGUCAGCUUCUCAAAGCUGCUGCAGCGGUGGCUGCUCGUGGAAUCUAUGUCUGCGGGAACACCACCACCACAGCAGGUCUCACAGUUGCAGUUGUCAAAGAUGCUCUGACGGGGGACUAUGUCUUUGAAGCAGGAGCGAUGGUCCUCGCUGAUCGAGGCAUGUGCUGCGUUGACGAGUUUGACAAACUGUCUGCUGACCAUCAGGCACUUCUGGAGUCUAUGGAGCAGCAAUGUGUAUCGGUUGCCAAAGCUGGGUUAGUUGCGAGUUUAGCCGCUCGCACUUCUGUCUUGGCAGCUGCGAACCCGGUGGGGGGUCGAUACAACCGAGCCAAAACAGUCAACGAGAAUCUCAAGAUGAGCGCUCCUCUUCUAUCACGUUUUGAUCUUGUUUUUAUCUUGUUGGAUAAACCCGAUGAGACCAUGGAUCAACGACUCUCUGAACAUAUUCUGGCCCUUCACGCAGGCUCAGCCAAACGACAACAUGCAGCCAAACAAGCUUUUCGAGUAAUUGGGUCUGUCCAGGGUUUGCGAGGAAAUGAUGUUUCCCUCAAGUCCAGACUAAAGCUCGACCCAAUCACAGAUAGAGACUUUGCACCUUUACCAGCUCCCCUUCUUCGUAAAUAUAUCGCCUAUGCUAAGAACUAUGUGUCUCCAAGAAUGUCUGGUGCAGCAGCCAAAGUUCUAAAAGAGUUCUAUCUUCAGUUACGAAAGAACAGUCAUGAGACGGAUGGUACCCCCAUUACGGCACGACAACUGGAAAGUCUUGUGCGAUUAGCGACUGCACGAGCUAAAGUCGAUCUUAGAGAAGAAAUUACAGAGCAGGACGCACUGGAUGUUGUGGAGAUAAUGAAAGAAUCUCUAUUCGACAAAUUCACAGAUGAACACGGUGCUUUAGACUUCGGUCGCAGUGGUGGCAUGAGCAAGCAAAAAGAAGCAAAACGUUUUUUGAGCGCUUUGCAACAGAGGGCCGAUCUUCAACAAAAUGCUGUCUUCACAAUUGCUGAACUAUACAGUCUUGCUGAUGAAAUCGAACUCAGAGUACCAGACCUCAACACUUUUAUUGACAACUUGAAUCAAGCAGGAUAUCUUCUCAAAAAAGGGACGCGAACUUAUCAGGUUCAGACCUCGUCGUAUUCUUCCGGCACACAACGGAAGUAGUCAGAAUGUAAACAUGUACAUGAAUUAGGAGAAUGCAAAAUUGAUUCUCUGACGUUAUCCUUACCAUACAGAAAGCUUGUCUACUGAAACAUGCUCUAAUUCUGAAUAAAGCUUUGUAUAUAUACAUAUGUUGCUUGAAAUUCAUCCGCAAGAGGAGCGGACAUAUUUGGUUUCAGGUGAGUCAAAAGCAUUGCGCACUUGAUGUUGUACACUAGCUAACAGAAGUAUUGCAUGGCUAUCCGUGACACCGUUGUACUUUGACUCGAAAUGUGUAUUCGGAGCUCGUUUUGAAUCUUCAACACAUCUGCUCAUGUUUGCCACUGAGGCUAAAGCAACCCAGAAAAAUGUUCCGCGUAAGGCGCUCUGAUUAGAGGUGCACAGUUUCUAUUUGGACCUCAAUUCGAGGUGGAAUUUAUAAUCAGCAUUUUGAUCCUCAAAGUCGGGAUGGUUUGUCCUCCAAAGUGAAUAUCACUUUUCCAAUGGCUUUUCUAUCCAUAACAGUUGCGAAAGCCAAAUUGGCCUGAAAA
Molecule: messenger RNA, 3271 nt
Organism: Marchantia polymorpha subsp. ruderalis
Lineage: Eukaryota; Viridiplantae; Streptophyta; Marchantiopsida; Marchantiales; Marchantiaceae
Source: the annotation of a GenBank genome assembly